Molecule: messenger RNA, 8183 nt
Organism: Microplitis mediator
Lineage: Eukaryota; Metazoa; Arthropoda; Insecta; Hymenoptera; Braconidae
Product: serine/threonine-protein kinase atr
Exons: 2
Coding region: 1-7977 (2658 amino acids)
Biological process (GO): telomere maintenance; DNA damage checkpoint signaling; protein phosphorylation
Cellular component (GO): nucleus
Molecular function (GO): protein binding; protein serine/threonine kinase activity
Source: RefSeq, a predicted model, not a curated record
AUGGAGAAAAUGGAUGUUGAAUCCUCUGCCUCAAAUUCAUCACCUGAAAAUCAGCAGGCAAAUGACAUUGAGAUGUACUGGUGUGCUGUCAACACGCCAAUUCAUUCGAUAUUUAAAUACGUAAAAGAAUCAGGAACAGAAGACCGAUUACUAAAAUGCUUGGAAUCUCUUAUAAACAGCAGCGAUACUCCAAUGAAGAUUUUAAUUCCUCCCAUUCUGAGACCAACUGCAAGUAAAGACAACAAUCAUAUUAACAAUAUUUAUGAACAAGUAGAAUUAAAUCACAAAAAAUACAAUUUAUUCACUAUCUGGAUCUUCGGGAUGCUGUUUUACACAUCAAGUGUCCCGACGUUCAGUCAGAAAAUGAUCGACAGUUGCGAAAAUGUCCAGAUAAAAUUAUUGAAGGCACUCUACUGGCUCUAUUACCGUGGGUUCAAUUUAAUUUACACUCGAUACAUCGAAGUACUCGACUAUCUGCUGCCUUACAUCGAUGAUGACAGCGAGUCAGGACAUUACGAUUCAAAUUUGAAUUUAACGAUAAGUAAAUUCAAAGUCGAUCAAAGUAUUUCCUCAGAAUUAAAUCUCACAAUACCAACGAUGGCAAUCGACUCGCGUGACAGAGUUCUGUCUGUGAUGAUUUCAGUGCUGAAGAUUUUAGUCAACUCCGAAAUUUUUGACGACUACACAGAUCACAAAAAAAAUAUUUGGCACAGAACAAUUACGAUACUAAAAAAAUUGGACCCCAGAGCAAAAGUUCUUGCUGUCAAGUUGAUGUCAAAGAUAAUUGAAUUUACAGACAACGAUGAGCAGAUCAAAAUUUUCUUGGUUUAUGUCCAGGAAAUUUUUGAAUCCGCGAAUAAUUGGCAGUCUUGUACUUGGAACAAAGAAGCCAUUGAUGAUCUUAAUGCAGUGAUCGCAAAAACACUCGAUAACAUUGCGAUCAACAGGAAGGAAAUAUUCAAUUUCUGUCUCAAUAUCAUUUCCACAUGUGAAAAUAAACAGCUACAAUUGACAGCAUGCAAAAAAAUAGUAAAUUAUCUAAAGGAAUAUCCGACAUCAUUGGAAAAUAAUAAAUUUUUAGAUGAAACUCAUCAGGGAUUAUCGGCUGCAUUCAAACGAUUUGACGAUGAUGAGAUUUGUCGUGUGAUCGCUCACAUAAUUGCCGCAGAUAUCUUCAUAUUUAUACGGAAUUACAAAAAUAGAAAUGACAGUAAAAUAUUUUUAGUUGCCAAGUCAAGUUUUCUGUGGCAAAAACUACUGGAUUUUGUUGACAGUCAAGAAAAAUCUGAUCAUAUAAAAUAUAUGUGUAGAUUAAUUAAAAUAUCACGUUUGUUAUCGAGUUGGUUGCAAGAAAAUACAGACAUGCAUGGAAAAUUUUUUCCAGAUUACCACCGAUUGUGUCAGACUCUUUCAUGUAAUUUAGAAACAGCCGCUGAAAGUAAAAAUUUAAAUGUCAUGCAAAUGAUCUAUUGCUGUUUUAUGGACAUGAUGUCAUUUAUUGAGCCAAGUAGUCAAAUUACGACAUUAUUAUUCCACAUUAUUUUACUUCCGCUGACGUCAUCGUCCUCUGCUGCGUCAACGAAACAAGAUCUCCAAGAAUUGCCAUUUAAAAAUAAUGAUUUAAUUAUUUCCGUGUCAAAAACCGUUGAUAUUUCGACAAAAAUUUCGUGUGUCAAUACUUUAUGUCAAUUUUAUAAAGGCAAAGAUCACAUAAGUUAUUUGAGCGGCCUCAUUACUGCAACUGCGACUGCAACUUCAAAUUCAAAUGACCAAGCGGACCAACUAGCGACUACUGUUAUUUUAAAUUCGCCAUUACUGAUUUUAAAUAACAGCAACAUUCGCUUUUCUCAUAUAAAUAUGCACAUAUUGAACCCAGCAUAUGUGGGAAAAAAACGUGUACUACUAGAAGCACUUGGGAAAAUAAUCGGACCAAUUGUCUGCAUAUUAUCAGGUCAUGCUAAAAUAAUUCCUCUUACUUGGGACUCCUUUGAGUGGAAAGUCCACUGCGAUGUUUGCGACAGCAAAAAUUAUUUUUACAACAGAAAUAAUUUGAUAAAAAAAGAAGACGAAAUUAUACUGCGUACGUAUCUCAAUUUACUAAAAUUUGACAGCAUGAUACGUAUAAAUAUUGCCGAUAAUUUAACAAAACUAUCAAACCACACGCGCACAUUUAAUACCAAUGAAGUCACGAGCAUGUGGUUGCCAUACUUGAGAGACAGCAAUGAAAGUGUUCGUGUUAAAUUGUCAAGGUCAGUAGAGAUAAUAAUUAAGAAUCGACUUGCUGCUGAUUUGCCGGAUUAUAAAAAUAUUUGCCAAGAAGAUUGGCCGCAGGAUUUACGUCUGUUUAUUGAGUCAAUUAUCAAAGAACUUGCAGGUACACUUGAUGCGGUACUCGAUGAAAAAUUAAACGAAAGCGUUCACGAAACUUUGCUGAUUACCACAAAAUAUAUAGCGCGCGUACCGAUUUAUUUUAUUGAAAAGCGACUGAUUUCUAUAUUUGUUAUCAGUAUCAUCCAUCCGAACUCUUCGUACAUCGGAAUAUCAACAGCGAGUGUCAGUUACAAAGAGACCGCGGGUUACUACAAUUUGACACCCAAGGAAAUUUUUUCCCGGCACAAAACGGAACUGCUGAUCGUAAUUGUGCGGCUCAUUGCGAGAAAUAGUUACGUCAAGUCGCAUAAUUUAUCACUGACGUUAAAUCGGUUGUCAAAUUGCUUUGGGUUCAUUGGGUCGCGUGAAAUAUUUCGUAAAAAUGGGAGCGUUAUAAUGUCAAUAUUAAUUCCACUUGUUGUCAAAGUACAGCCGCGUAUAAAUAAUAUACUAAAAGAAAUAACAUUUCUCAUGAGUUCAAAUGAGAGCGACAUAUACAGCGAAUAUUUCAGUCAUAUAUUUCCUUAUAUUUAUUUGAAUGAGGAACUGGAUGUUGUCAAUAAAUGUUUGAAAUUAAUUGUCACUAAAACUCAAAAGACUUUGUCUAAACUUAUCGACAAUAAUUUUUCUGAAAUUUUCCGCGAAUUGUUGUUACAUUUUCAUGACAAGCAAUCGCGAGUUAUCUAUUGUUUGGAUGCAAUGAUACAGUACAGCGACGAGCGGCUCAACGGUAUGACGUUUGAAAAUAAAGAAAAUGUUGCUGAGUAUUUGAAUUCUCGUUUACUUGCGAUCUUGGUAUUUUUCGACGGUAAUUUAAAUCCAGAUAAGUCGGAUUUUUAUACGCAACGUUGCGCACUUGGGUCGCUAAGCGCACUAAUUAAAUUUAUGGGAGUUAAUUAUAUCAAUCAAUUGAAACACAAAAUUUUAGCGAUACUCCGCGCUGCGCUGCGUAACUUUUCAAAGCAACCGGAUCUCAGACGGCUGGCAUGCGAAGCUUGGGAUUCAUUUAUUCAUAAUAUUGCGCUCAAUGAACUCGGUCCACUUUUGCCAACAAUUUGCAUCUCUUUGAUUCCAUUACUUGAAGUUUAUCCUGAUGACGUCAAUAAAAUGUUGGAGUAUAUUCUGAUAAAAAAUUACAGAUCAGUGUCCCAAGACAUACAGGAACUAUUUUUUUUCAAUGAUCUUCCGAACAUAAAAUGUGAAGUCACAAAUAAAAUAAAAUCCCAAAUAAGUGGUACGCCUGACAACUUUGUAAAAAAUUUACAAGUAUGGCAGCGUCGAAUUGUCCAUGAGACUGACGAAGUGAGACUGAAAGCUCUGAUUCACCUGAAGAAUUUUCUUCAGCAGCAUCGCGGGGAAUUGAAUGAAAUGAUUCUCAAUCACGACGCAACAAAUCACGUGCAUCCUGCAAUCAUCAGUUUGCUUGACGCAUUAUUGGCUGGGUGCCGUCAACAAGACACAGCUACGGAAAAUAACCAGCAUCAUUUACGACAGGACAUACGUCACUGGUCUGGUGAAUGCCUCGGCGAACUGGGUGCGAUUGAACCAAAUUUACUGCCCAGGAGAAUAAUAUCUCGAGGUGACAGUAAAUUUAUGUCGGAAAUGAACGCGGAAUUCGCCUGCGAUCUUUUGAACGAACUGGUACGCGCGUUCAAUGAACAAAAUACCACAAGAAAUGUUGACUGUUUUUCACUGGCGAUACAAGAAAUACUAAAAAUAUGGGACAUUAAACCCGAGGGUGGUGCCAAUAGCGAGCUAUGGCAGUCAUUUACACCAUUGACACAACAAAUAAUCUUUCCAAUGCUCACAUCUCACUACACAAUUCUAUCAACUCCGGAUGCCAGUAACAUAAAUUACCCAAUUUACGGUACCGAGGCGGCGCGAACAUUUGAAUCGUGGAUCCGAAAUUGGGUUUGUCGUAUGAUCGCUUCAUUAAAAUUCGAUCGCAAUAAUUCCGAUGAUAAUUACGACAAAAUAAUAACGAUGUUGAACGCAUGUUGGCCAGCAUUCAAACGCGAUCUUGAGACUACGAUGUUCUGUAUACCGCAAUUAGUAACACUGACGAUAAUAAGCGGCAAUAACAGUGAGUGCGAUGGUUUAGUACGUGAAAUAUUGGCAGUAAUUAGUGUAAUAAGCGACCAAUUGGAUAAUGAUGAAUACAAACGACAGCAACUUCGUCCAAUGAAGAGUUUAUUUGAUGACAUUAAAUAUUUGAAUUCAAAUAACAGUAAUAGUAAUGACAGUAAGUCUGAAUCUAAUGAUCCAGAACGUAUUUCGUCAAAUGAAACACGACGGAUACGAUGUUCCCAAGUAAUAUUUUCAACACUUGAUCAUUUAAGACGUUGGCUAGAGGAAAAUAGACGAGCGCAUCAAAAUACUUUGAAGUAUCAGGCUGUCGAUAAGUUUAUAAAUCGAUUAAAUAAUUUACAGUUAGCGGAAGGAUGUUACGAAUCCCGAGAGUAUCAUCGCGCUCUGAUGUAUCUCGAGCGACAUAUGGCAGCCAAUAAAAAUGACAAGUUGUCAUCUGCCAGUGAAAUUGAUUUACUGGCUAAAAUUUAUACACAACUAGAAGAACCUGAUGGUGUAUUUGGUAUCUUAGCAUCUCAAGAUCAUUCACCGACAAUUGAACAAUUGGUUUUAGCACAUGAAGUUGGAGGGAAGAUGCAAGACGCGGCGACUUGCUAUGAACGUCUUGCCCAGCAUCACAAUUCCGCGCCAAAAUAUGUCAAGGGAAUAAUAAAAUGUUACUUGAGUUUAGAGCAACCAUUCACGGCUAUAAAUAUUACCAACGGUAUUCUUAACAGUAAACCGGAACUUGAGCCGCAUUUGAUUGAUUCCGAGCCCUUUUGGCGGCUCGCGCACUUCGUUCAUCUCAAUAGUAAUGACGAAAAUGUGACGAACAAACGAAGUAAUGAACUUGACAGCAAUGAUGACGAAAAAACUUACAUCAAACGCACGCUCAUGAUGGAUUUGAGCAAAGGAAAGCAGCCGAAUUUAUCAGCCCUCAAGCAACGGCUUAUUUCGAUGAUUGGUUUCGCGUCGUCACACCAAGACGCUUAUCAGCAAAGUUACUCUCAUAUUAUGAAGCUUCAUGUGAUAAAUGAAUUUGAAAAGGCAACGGAGUUGAUGAUUACAGACAUCAAUGCGCUGCCAAAUAUUUUUGACGAAUGGGAAAAACGCAGCAGUUUAGUUCGCGCGUCACGUGGCGUUGAAUUUGUAAUGGGGAUGCGUCGCGCUGCUUUGGAUUUGGCGCUCACACUUGCUAAUAGUAAUAAUAAACCCAGUACUGCUGUUGGUAGUGACAAUAAAUCGAUGUCAAGAUUAAAUGAAGGAACUAAGUCAACAUUGAAAGAAGAGAUCGGAAAAAUUUGGCUAAAAAGUGCCAAGAUAGCGCGCAAAGCUGGACUCUAUCAACAAGCCUACAUGUAUAUUUUGUCAGCAAGUGACUACUGUCCGCCUCGAGAAUUACAUAUCGAAAAGGCGCAACUGUACUGGCAAAAAGACUGUCAGGAAGACGCAUUCAAUACACUGGAACGGUCAUUUAAAAAGUGUUACAAACCGUUUGAAUACUACAGAAAAAUUCCCAUCAGAGGUCCAUCGGCAAAGACACUCGCCGGCGAGAGAAAAAAUUUAGCUAAGGCUAAACUACUGUACGCGCAGUACAAUGACCAAAUAGUUAACGUCAGCACUGAGCAAAACACAAUUUACUACCAAGAUGCGGUGGAUGUUUGGCAGUGUUGGGAAAAAAGUUACUUGGCUUGUGCUCAGUAUCACGAUUCGUUAUUUGAAAGAAUGACCGAAGAGCAGCGUUUGAGUAAUUCAGGACUUCUGUUACAAUUAAGAAUGAUACGUAAUUACGCAAAAUCUCUGCAAUUCGGCUGCAAGUAUAUCCAUCAAGCCAUGCCACGGAUGUUGACUAUUUGGAUGAAUUUAGCGUCGUGCGUUCACGGUAACCGUAACGCAACUAAUGAACAAACUGAAAAAUUGAGUAAAAUGACGCAAAUGAUGGAAGUUUAUGCUGAUGGACUGCCUAAAUUUAUGUGGCUCACAGCACUAAGUCAACUGAUUUCCCGUAUUUGUCAUCCAGAAACAACAAUACGGGUUGUCCUUGAUAAAAUUCUCGCGGAUUUGAUCGUAGCUUACCCUCACUACUGCCUAUGGAUGAUGGCAUCCGUAAAAAAUUCGUCGUAUGCUGCGCGUAAAAAACGUUGCGACGAUAUUUUUAAAAAUCCAAAACUCAAUACCAGUGAAAUGAAAAAGUAUCUCGAUGACUUCAAACGUCUCUGGGAAUGUAUAAUGGAAAUAUCUAAUACAAAGGUACCUGACAGAACAUUCAAAACGACAAUUAAUUUCUUAUCUAAAUCACUGGUAUCCUUACUCGCGGAACCACAUUUCGGGCCUAUUCCAAUGCCGACGAGUUUAUUUUUCCAAUUGCGUUUGCCAUCGUCGUCAAUUGGACAGUCGAAAAAAAACCCAAAUAAUGGUGGCUAUGAUAAAAAAAACUACAAUCCAUUUCCCCAAAAUAAUGACGUCGUUCAUAUAAAAUCGAUCGAAGAAAAAAUUGAUGUUAUAAAUUCGUUAGCGCGACCGCGUAAAAUAACAUUUAUUGGGUCUGAUGGCAAACGUUAUAUAUUUAUGUGCAAACCUAAAGAUGACUUGCGUAAAGACUGUCGUCUUAUGGAAUUUAAUAGUAUUGUUAAUAAAUACUUGCAAAAAGACCCGGAGUCACGUCAAAGACGAUUGUACAUUAGGAUGUAUAGCGUCAUACCCAUUGAUGAAGAAUGCGGUUUAGUCGAAUGGAUAUCAAAUUUAUAUGGGUUCCGUCCAAUUGUUCUUCAGUUAUAUAGAGAACGUGGCAUACCAGUGAUGAGCGGUAAAGAACUUAGUGAGGCAACUUGUAAGAAAAUUGACCCGUUGGAAAAAAAACGGAAUGUAUAUUUAAAAAAAUUAUUACCGCGACACCCAGCAGUAUUUGGUGACUGGUUUAGAUUAAACUUUCCCGACGCUUAUGGCUGGUAUGAAGCGCGCAAUGCCUACAUUAGAACAACUGCUGUGAUGUCAAUUGUUGGAUACAUACUGGGUCUGGGUGACCGUCACGGUGAAAAUAUUUUGUUUGAUUCAAAAUGCGGUGACUGUGUUCACGUUGAUUUUAACUGUCUCUUUAAUCGCGGUGAGUCAUUCGAAAUCGCAGAGCGGGUGCCUUUUAGACUUACUCAUAAUAUGAUUGAUGCGAUGGGGCCAUUGAAAUAUGAAGGACCAUUCAGACGUUCGUGCCAAAUAACUAUGAGAAUACUUCGACAGCAGACUAGUACGUUGAUGAGUGUUCUGACACCGUUUGUUUAUGAUCCGCUGGUAGCAUGGAGUAAAUCGAUGGGAUCAGCUGGUAAGGGAACUAGUAACAUCGCGGAAAGAACUAAUGAACAGGCAGUAAAAAAUAUAAAAGAUAUUGAAUUAAGACUCAAAGGUUACGUUAAAAUACAGGGUAGAGAAUUAGAAACCGCUGCGGUAAGUUUGAGCGUUGAAGGACAAACUAAUCACGUUAUUUCGGACGCAACUAAUAUCGAUAAUUUGUGUCAAAUGUACAUAGGCUGGAGUGCAUACAUGUAACCUUUAUUUUUUUCUACUUUAAUUAAUAACUCAGUGAUUAUUUAAAUAAAUAAAAUAAUUUUUAUACUUUUGUUAAUUAUGUACAUUUACAUUUAUUUUUUACACUUUAGCUUAAAGUUACAUAUCUAAAUUCUGUAGAAGCAUAAAGUAUGAUACCGAUGUGCUUAAUAUCUGUGUAAAUAAUUAACAUAAAUUAAUAAUAAAGU